AUGAGCGCCCCAGCGGAACCUAAAAAGUCUGGAAAUGAGUCCGGUGAUGAGUACUUAUCGCAGGAUGAGGAGGUAUUCGAUGGAAACGACAUCGAGAAUAACGAAACUCGGAUCUAUGAAGAAUCCCUCGAUUUGGACCUCACCAACAGCGGGAGGCAAGUUUGGCUGGUGAGACUGCCGAAGUUCCUUGCCGAGAAGUGGCGGCACAAGUCCAACCUUAACGGGCAAGAAUUGGGCAAGAUACGUAUCGAUAAGAACACGCAGGCAAUCCAGAUGGUCCUCAACGAGAACGACAACGACCAAAUCCCGCACCAGUACGACCUGGAGCUGACUAAAAAACUGGUGGAAAACGAGUACAUCUUCACGGAACAGAACCUGAAAAAGUACCAACAGCGGGAGCGUGAGCUUGCUGCGGACCCGGAGAAGCAAAAAGCUGCGUUUCUCAGGCGGCAGGAGCGCGAGGAAGAGAUGCGUAAGAAGCAACAGCAACUCAAACGUCGCAAUAAUCGACGCCGCUUCCAGAACCGUGUUAUGACAGACCGUGAUGGCCGUGACCGGUACAUCCCCUAUGUGAAGACUAUUCCUAAGAAGACCGCCAUCGUGGGCACUGUGUGCCACGAGUGUCACGUUAUCCCCUCCAUGAGUGAUCCUAACUAUCACAAAAUUGUCGAGCAGCGUCGCCAAAUUGUCCGUAGUGUGCACAAGCCUACCGUCACUGUACUAGACCAAACGCCAGGUGUGACUAUGAGCAACGCUGGUAUGUCCAUGCGCUCUGACAACUCUAACUUCUUAAAGGUCGGCCGUGAGAAGGCCAAGAACAAUAUUCGCGCCAUCCGUAUGCCCAAGAAGGAACUACUGGACUUCCUUUUCAAGCUUUUUGACGAGUACGACUACUGGUCGCUGAAAGGCUUAAAAGAACGUACCAAACAGCCCGAGGUUUAUUUAAAGGAGUGCUUAGACCAAGUUGCUAUCCUGGUUAAAAAGGGACCUUAUGCCUUGAAAUAUACACUCAAAACUGAGUAUAAGCGGCUUAAAGAGGCCGAAAGAGCUGCUCGUCUCGGCGAGCUCGCUAAAGACGACGAAAACCCCGAAGACGACCAGCCUAAUCCAGACGAAGAUGAAGAGGUCGAAAUGGAAGAUGUCUUGUGA
This is a messenger RNA of Lachancea thermotolerans CBS 6340, 1149 nucleotides long. It is a transcript of the gene TFG2, whose product is annotated as transcription factor IIF subunit TFG2. The transcript has a single exon. The record is from RefSeq and is a predicted model, not a curated record. The coding region runs from base 1 to 1149 and encodes 382 amino acids. Gene Ontology annotation, biological process: transcription initiation at RNA polymerase II promoter; transcription by RNA polymerase II. Lineage: Eukaryota; Fungi; Ascomycota; Saccharomycetes; Saccharomycetales; Saccharomycetaceae. Gene Ontology annotation, cellular component: transcription factor TFIIF complex.